CCCGGUAAGCCUCGGAUUCCCUCACUGCAACCAUGGUGGUGAUGAAGAUGAAGUUCCCCUUUCAGAAAAGGGUGAAGCUAGCCCAGGGACUGUGGCUCCUGUCCUGGUGUGCCACAGUUGCCGGGGCUAUCACCUUCACCCUGGGGUGCAUACUGAAGACGGAGCUCCGCAGGAGGGCAGAGGUAAUGGAUAACUCCGACAUACAUAUUGUGCCCAACACCCUCAUGAUUGUUGGCCUGGCCUCGUUGGGUAUCAAUUACUUUGCUUCAAAGAUCUGUCAGGAUGCUCUGGAUGCCGGGCGAUUCCCUCGCUGGAAGACCAUGUUGAAGCCCUAUUUUGCUGUCUCUUGUUUCUUCACUGUCCUCAUGCUGCUAGCUGUCAUCAUGAGCUAUGCCAUGAAGGGCAAUCUGGAGAAUUCUCUGAAGAUUGGCCUGAGGAACGGCAUCCGCUUCUACAAGGACACAGACACCCCAGGCCGCUGCUUCCAGAAACAGAACAUGGAUCGCUUGCAGAUGGAUUUUCAGUGUUGUGGGAACAGUGACUUCAGGGACUGGUUUGAGGUCCAGUGGAUCAGCAACCGCUACCUUGAUUUCAACUCAAAGGAAGUGAAAGACCGCGUCAAGAGCAACGUGGAUGGCCGUUACUUGGUAGAUGGAGUUCCAUUUAGCUGCUGCAACCCCAGCUCUCCACGACCAUGCAUCCAGAAUCAGCUCACUAACAACUCAGCCCACUAUAACUAUGACUACCAAACCGAGGAGCUCAACAUCUACCUCCGAGGCUGCAGAGCAGCUCUGGUGCAAUACUACAUGGGCCUCAUGAACACCAUUGGGGCUGGAGUACUGUCAGUCUUCCUGUUACAGGCCUCUGUGCUGGUGAGCUUGCGGUUCCUGCAGACCUCUAUGGAGGCACUGGCAGGGAAUGAAAACACAGAGAUUGAAACAGAGGGUUACCUGCUGGAGAAAUCAGUGCAAGACACCGUCAUGGAGUACCUGAACCCUGUCCUGACCUUCUUCCUGCUUAAAAACCAGGUGGAGGAGGGCGAACCCUCUCCAGCCUAAACUACAGAUCAUGUACACACAUGUAAAUAUUUGUACACAGAAAAGGCAACUAAUAACUUAUAAUUG
This is a messenger RNA of Centropristis striata (black sea bass), 1124 nucleotides long. RefSeq names its product retinal outer segment membrane protein 1a (gene rom1a). Bases 33 to 1058 code for a protein of 341 amino acids. The transcript is spliced from 4 exons. The record is from RefSeq and is a predicted model, not a curated record. Gene Ontology annotation, biological process: visual perception. Lineage: Eukaryota; Metazoa; Chordata; Actinopteri; Perciformes; Serranidae. Gene Ontology annotation, cellular component: membrane.